CCCCGCAGGGCUCCUCCACUCCCGGCUCGGCUUCAGCCACCACCCGGUCCACCACUGCACGGACCACAGGCCCCACCAUUUCUGGGACCACAUCCUCCCCCCCCGGCCUCACCACUUCCUCCACUACCCCAUCCACCGGCACUACGUCCAGUCCAGGCUCCCACAGCACCGCCAAGACCACCCAGCUCCGGUCCACCCAGUCGACAACCAUUCCCUCCUCCUCCUCCACCGGCGCAUCACCGCACACAGCCUCUCCGUCCUCCUCCACCACGGCCACGGGUCAGCUCACCAACUCCACCACCGGCACAGCCCCCACAGGACCUCCUGGGACGCCCCCGCCAUCUUCUCCCGCCACCACCACCACCUUCCCAUCCUCCAUGUCCACUGGUGUUCCCGACUCACAGAGCACAACUCCACCCCCCUCCGCUUCCUCACCGCCCCCCACGGCCCAGAGCUCCACCACGGUCACCGGCUCCACCUCCCCAUCUCCCACCAGAAGCCCCCUCACACGAUCAACAACCUCCCAGCCCGUGUCCACCUCCAUCGGAUCCACGGCUCAGCCAACGGCCACAACAUCCGGCCCCUCCACCCCCUACGGCUCCACCACUCCCACUGAGACCACCCCUCCGCCAGCCACUCGAUCCACCACCACCGUGACCCCCAGCAGCCCCGGCUCUGGGCCGCCACCCUCCCCAUCGGCCACAACGUCCACCCAC
This is a messenger RNA of Ornithorhynchus anatinus (platypus), 716 nucleotides long. RefSeq names its product leucine-rich repeat extensin-like protein 3. The transcript has a single exon. The record is from RefSeq and is a predicted model, not a curated record. NCBI's taxonomy places the organism in Eukaryota, Metazoa, Chordata, Mammalia, Monotremata, Ornithorhynchidae. The annotation marks the transcript as partial.